CAGAGUUCGAUUUCCAUUUUCGGGUCGAACUCGAAAGAUCGAGUUUUUGGAUUUUGGAUGAUAGAUUCAGCGCCUAAAAAUCUUCUGAUAUGGAAACUUAAAUCCCAGAGUUCCUCGCGUUUGGGAGAAGAGAAAGAAUCAUAUUUGGAGCUAAUCUGAUGAAUGGAGGAGGCUCUAGUUUGCGUUCAGCAUUGUCCUAUUGUGUACAACAAGUACGAAACUAUGACUAUCAUCACUACCUCUGUCUCCUUGAACUCCCAACUGAGAUGCGUAAAGCCGCAUUUGCUCUCCGGGCUUUCAAUGUAGAAACCGCUAGAGCCAUGGAUGUUGCAUCUGAUCCCAAGAUUGGCUUGAUGCGGCUACUUUGGUGGCAAGAAGCAAUUGACAAACUCUACACCAAAAAACCCAUUAACCAUCCAGCUGCACAAGCUCUGUCUUGGGCAAUAUCAGAGCAUAACAUCAGUAAACCUUGGCUAAAGCGCUCAGUUGAAGCUAGAAUCCGAGAUGCGCAAAGAGAAGUAGACGAUAUACCAGAGAGUAUCGAGGAGCUAGAGAAAUACGCAGAAGACACAGUUUCCACUCUUCUGUACAAUACACUCCAAGCUGGCGGAAUUAGUUCAACAACAGCGGAUCACGCAGCUUCACACAUUGGUAAAGCCAGUGGUCUUGUCUUGCUACUGAAAUCAUUACCGUACCACUGUACCAGAAACCGUCACCAGAGUUACAUCCCUGCAGAUCUCGCUGAGAAGCACGGGUUGCUCGUGAAACAAGGCGGACGAUUAGAAAUUCUUCUGGAUAACAAUUCAAGAGAAGGACUAAGUAAUGUCGUGUUUGAGAUUGCAUCUGUUGCCAAUGCACAUCUCCUGAAAGCCCGUGAACUGGCGGGAAAGGUUCCUGCUGAAGCUAAACCCGUUCUGCUUCAUUCUGUACCGGUACAAGUUCUUCUGGAUUCGUUAAAUAAAGUACAAUUCGAUGUGUUUGAUCCCAGGAUUCAAAGAGGAGUUCUUGGUGUUCCUCCACUCUUGUUUCAGUUUAAACUCAAGUGGUAUUCAUGGAGAGCUAUGUUCUGAAAAACUUGCGUCUUUUUCUCGGCUUUCUUGCCUUUAUUCUGGUUUCAGAGACAUUACAUUAAAAUUUCAGUUUCUUUGUAUUUUUCCUUGUAAUAAAUAAAAAUUUACAAA
Messenger RNA from Arabidopsis arenosa, 1181 nucleotides. The record is from the annotation of a GenBank genome assembly. Lineage: Eukaryota; Viridiplantae; Streptophyta; Magnoliopsida; Brassicales; Brassicaceae.